UCCCUCCCCACCUGAGACUCUGAUCUCAACCACCAAAAAUGGUGUUCAUCACAACCCCCAACCACCGCACUCUAACCCUGAAUCUCGACCCCAAAACCACCACCCUCCAAACCCUAAAGCUCCAAAUCCAGCAAACCUCCCACAUCCCCAUCUCCCAUCAGCGCCUCUUCCUCCCCCACUCCGACUCCACCCUCCUCUCCGACCUCGGCGUCUCCCCCCUCUCAACUCUCACCCUCCACAUCCCCCUCUUCGGCGGCACCCAGCCCCGCCUCGACUUCCUCAACUCCAAGCCCCCCGCCAACUAUGUCGCCGGCCUCGGCCGUGGCGCCACCGGCUUCACCACCCGGUCCGACAUCGGCCCCGCCCGCGCCGCUCCCGACUUGCCCGAUCGGUCCGCCACCACAAUCGGCGGGGCCGCCGGCGCGGCUCCUCCCGGGGCGGGGCGGGGCCGCGGGAAGCCGGAGGAGGAGGAGGAGGAGGAAGAAGACGGCGAGGAGAAGGGCUACGAUGAGAACCAGAAGUUCGACGAGUUUGAGGGAAACGACGUCGGUCUGUUCGCGUCGGCGGAGUACGACGACGAAGACAAGGAGGCCGACGCGGUGUGGGAGGCGAUCGAGCAGAGGAUGGACUCGAGGAGGAAGGACCGGAGGGAGGCGAGGCUGAAGCAGGAGAUUGAGAAGUACAGGGCUUCGAAUCCGAAGAUCACCGAGCAGUUUGCGACUCUGAAGAGGCAGCUCUACACUGUUUCGGCCGACGAGUGGGAUAAGAUACCGGACAUCGGCGAUUACUCGGCGAGGAAUAAGAAGAAGAAGUUUGAGAGCUACGUGCCGCCUCCGGAUACUCUUUUGGAGAAGGCUAGGCAGGAGCAGGAGCACAUUACUGCAUUGGACCCCAAGAGCAGGGCGGCCACCGGUACAGAGACGCCGUGGGCUCAGACGCCGGUGACGGAUUUGACUGCCGUAGGGGAUGGGAGGAGUACUGUGCUGUCUUUGAAGUUGGAUAGGCUUUCGGAUUCCGUUUCGGGGUUGACAGUUGUGGACCCUAAGGGGUAUCUCACUGAUCUUAAGAGUAUGAAGAUUACUAGUGACGCUGAGAUUUCGGAUAUAAAGAAGGCUAGGUUGUUGCUCAAGAGUGUGACGCAGACUAAUCCGAAGCAUCCGCCUGGUUGGAUUGCGGCGGCGAGGCUGGAGGAAGUGGCAGGGAAGAUACAGGCAGCGAGGCAGUUGAUACAGAGAGGGUGUGAGGAGUGUCCCAAGAGUGAGGAUGUGUGGUUGGAGGCAUGUAGGCUUGCCAGUCCUGAGGGAGCCAAGGCUGUGAUUGCUGCCGGAGUUAAGUCGAUACCCAAUUCAGUCAAGCUGUGGAUGCAGGCGGCGAAAUUGGAGCAUGAUGACUCCAAUAGGAGUAGGGUGUUGAGGAAAGGGUUGGAACACAUUCCUGAUUCUGUUAGGCUUUGGAAGGCAGUGGUGGAGCUAGCAAAUGAGGAGGACGCCAGACUUUUGCUUCAAAGGGCUGUGGAGUGUUGUCCUUUGCACAUUGAGUUGUGGCUUGCACUAGCGAGGUUGGAGACUUAUGACAAUGCCAAGAAGGUCCUGAACAAGGCCCGAGAGAAGCUUUCAAAGGAGCCUGCCAUUUGGAUCACUGCGGCCAAGUUAGAAGAAGCUAAUGGGAAUACAUCUACUGUUGGGAAGAUUAUUGAAAGGGGUAUUAGAGCUUUGCAAAGAGAGGGAUUGGUGAUUGAUAGAGAAGCAUGGAUGAAGGAGGCUGAAGCUGCUGAGCGUGCAGGCUCUGUGGCAACUUGCCAAGCCAUUAUUCAAAACACCAUUGGAAUUGGUGUGGAGGAAGAAGAUAGGAAGAGGACAUGGGUUGCUGAUGCAGAGGAGUGCAAGAAACGCGGAUCCAUUGAAACAGCCAGAGCUAUCUAUGCGCACGCACUUACUGUCUUUUUGACAAAGAAGAGCAUAUGGCUUAAAGCAGCACAGCUUGAAAAGAGCCAUGGAACUAGGGAAUCUCUUGAUGCUCUACUUCGUAAAGCAGUUCAAUACCGGCCACAGGCUGAAGUCUUGUGGCUUAUGGGUGCUAAGGAGAAGUGGCUUGCUGGGGACGUCCCUGCUGCACGUAUAAUCCUCCAAGAAGGCUAUAAUGCCAUUCCAAAUUCUGAAGAAAUCUGCCUUGCUGCUUUUAAGCUUGAAUUUGAGAAUCAUGAACCUGAGAGAGCUAAGUUGCUUCUUUCCAAAGCCCGAGAAAGGGGAGGGACGGAGAGAGUAUGGAUGAAAUCAGUAAUUGUUGAAAGAGAACUAGGGAACCUUGAUGAGGAGAGGAAGUUGCUUGCUGAAGGAUUAAAACGCUUCCCUUCAUUCUUUAAAUUGUGGUUGAUGCUUGGACAGCUAGAGGAACGGCUAAAUCAUUUGGAAAAAGCCAAGGAGGCUUAUGACUCGGGUUUGAAGCACUGCUCCAAUUCGAUACCACUCUGGCUUUCUCUUGCAAAUCUUGAAGAGAAGAUGAAUGGACUGAGUAAAGCUCGUGCAGUUCUUACGAUGGCCAGGAAGAAGAAUCCUCAAAACCCAGAACUGUGGCUUGCUGCUAUUCGAGCUGAAUUGAGGCAUGGUAAUAAGAGGGAAGCUGAUAUUUUGAUGGCAAAGGCCUUGCAGGAGUGUCCCAAUAGUGGUAUAUUGUGGGCCGCUUCUAUUGAGAUGGUACCCCGUCCCCAAAGGAAGACCAGAAGUAUGGAUGCUCUCAAGAAAUGUGAUCAUGAUCCUCAUGUCAUUGCUGCUGUGGCCAAGCUAUUCUGGCUCGACAGGAAAGUUGACAAAGCUAGGACUUGGCUCAACAGGGCAGUUACCCUUGCCCCUGAUAUUGGAGAUUUCUGGGCUCUAUACUAUAAAUUUGAACUUCAGAAUGGGACUGACGAGAAUCAGAAGGAUGUACUGAAAAGAUGCAUUGCUGCAGAACCAAAGCAUGGUGAAAAAUGGCAACCUAUUUCAAAGGCAGUGGAGAACUCUCACCAACCAACUGAAGCUAUUUUGAAGAAGGCAGUUGUUGCCCUUGGCAAGGAAGAAAGUGCAGCUGAAAAUAAUAGGCAGUAGGUCUGGCUUGUCUUUUCCAGGUUAGGUUUUAGUUUUUUAUGAGUUUGUAGCAAUGACAAAUGAACUUGGAGUUUACAUGAUAUCCUGCUAGAAAACGUUGCUUUAUAAUUACUCAUUAACUCUUUAAUUUACAUGAAUAAUAUAGUAUUUUCUUGCUUUCUUUUGA
Argentina anserina (silverweed cinquefoil) is the source of this 3249-nucleotide messenger RNA. RefSeq names its product protein STABILIZED1. Gene Ontology annotation, molecular function: protein binding. NCBI's taxonomy places the organism in Eukaryota, Viridiplantae, Streptophyta, Magnoliopsida, Rosales, Rosaceae. The transcript has a single exon. Gene Ontology annotation, cellular component: catalytic step 2 spliceosome; U4/U6 x U5 tri-snRNP complex. The coding region runs from base 39 to 3083 and encodes 1014 amino acids. The record is from RefSeq and is a predicted model, not a curated record. Gene Ontology annotation, biological process: gene silencing by siRNA-directed DNA methylation; mRNA splicing, via spliceosome; spliceosomal tri-snRNP complex assembly.